AUGGGAGAGGACACAUCUGAACCCCCAACAGUUGAGAAACUGAUCGAAGUCCAGAUUGGAGAUGAGGAGCACAAAACAACGUCCGUAGGGGCAGACCUGCCUGCACAUGAACGUGAUGGUUUGAUUACAUUGCUAAGGGAAAACGCCGAUGUUUUUGCGUGGAGUUUUGCUGAGAUGCCUGGGAUAGAUUCGAAUGCAGCCUGCCAUAGACUGAAUAUCGAUGAGAAGUUCCAUCCGUAUCCUCGCUGGCUGUCAAAUGUCGUACCCGUUCCAAAGAAGAAUGGUAAAAUUCGUGUCUGUAUCGAUUUUACUGAUUUGAAUAAAGCAUGUCUGAGUGAUCCAUACCCGCUGCCAUGGAUAAGAUAUUUGGUGGAUGCAACCUCAGGGUAUGGGAGACUAUCAUUUAUGGACGGUUUUUCAGGGUAUAACCAAAUGCAUUUGUUCGAGGAAGAUCAAGAGAAUACUGCGUUUGUGACUGACAGAGGAGUUUAUUGCUAUACUGUAAUGUCGUUGGGGAUAAAGAACGCAGGGGAGACCUACCAGCAUUUGGUAGACCAUAUGUUCAAGGAUCUGAUCGGGAAGUCGAUGAAAGUAUAUAUCGACGAUAUGGUGGUGAAAUCUGAGAAAAAGGAGUCACAUUUUCUUGAUCUGCAGAAGACGUUUGAUAUAAUAAGGCAAUAUCAAAUGAAGCUCAAUCCAGCAAAAUGUUCGUUCGGGCUAUCCUCAGGUAAGUUCCUUAGAUACUUGAUGACACACAGAGGAAUCGAGGCGAAUCCUGAGCAAAUUAGAGCCAUCAGAGAGAUUCCAUCCCCAAGAACGAAGAAGGAAGUCCAGAAGCUAGCAGGACGAUUAGCAUCUUUGAAUCGUUUCAUUUCACGCUCGUCGGAUCGAUUCAAACCAUUCUUUGAUGUUUUGAAUAAACCGGUGAAUUUUGGCUUUACGAAUGAGUACGAGAAAGCUUUCAAUGAGAUCAAACAGUAUUUGUCAACCCCCCCAGUUUUGCACUCAUCAACUGCCGAAAAGGGACACGCCCUGGCUGCACUACUAGCAGAUUUUCCUAUGGACGAUAUAGAAACGGUUGCUGGCGAAGAAGAGGAGCUGUUUAAACCCACAAAGUCAGUCACUGAUCAGACUUGGGGAGAGUCAGCAAUGGAGGUUGAUACACCUGAACCUUUAUGCACAGUAUUUACUGAUGGGUCAUCAAAUGUUGGUGGAUCUGGAGUUGGAUGUGUCAUAUUUACCCCCCAAGGUUCGAGGAUCGAGAAAGCAACCAGGUUGGGAUUUCAAGCAUCAAACAACGAAGCUGAAUAUGAAGCUGCAAUUAUCGGUUUAAAGGCUGUCAAACAGUUAAAUGCGAAGAACGUGAAACUGCGACCGCAGUUGGAAAAUAGGCACGCAGAUGCUUUGGCAUACCUUUCUUCCGCAGUCGAAACUGAUACCACCCGUUUCGUUGUAGUAAAUUUUCAAGAACUACAUAGCAUCUCCUACAACCACUUUGUUCUGGAUCUCGAACAUGCUAGUGGGGGCGAGAGGACAAUUACAUCAUCACAAGGAGAUACCGAGAACAUCGACAGCAAUAUGGAUGUUGACAGUCCAGUGAUAGAUGAUCCAGGCAAUCAUGCUGAAAACGUUGCAGACUGGCGUCAGCCUUACAUCCAGUAUUUGACAACCGGCGAACUCCCAAAAGAUGAGCAUCUCGCUUCAAAAGUGAAAAAGAAUGCUUGGAGAUAUUCGAUGAUCGAGGGACAGCUGUACCGCAAACCUGUGGAUUUGGAGCCAUUUUUGCGAUGCAUAUUGGCAGAAGAAGGGCAACAAAUAUUUGCGGAGGCUCAUGAAGGAAUAUGUGGCAGCCAUUCUGGAGGAUGCAUUCUCGCGCACAGGAUACUUACCAUGGGGUAUUUCUUGCUGUAUAUGCAGAAAGAUGCUAAAGAAUACGCGUAG
Messenger RNA from Papaver somniferum (opium poppy), 1941 nucleotides. RefSeq lists its product as uncharacterized. Bases 1 to 1941 code for a protein of 646 amino acids. The transcript has 4 exons. NCBI's taxonomy places the organism in Eukaryota, Viridiplantae, Streptophyta, Magnoliopsida, Ranunculales, Papaveraceae. The record is from RefSeq and is a predicted model, not a curated record. Gene Ontology annotation, molecular function: nucleic acid binding.